Salvia miltiorrhiza (redroot sage) is the source of this 519-nucleotide messenger RNA. RefSeq names its product inhibitor of trypsin and hageman factor-like. Gene Ontology annotation, biological process: response to wounding. The record is from RefSeq and is a predicted model, not a curated record. NCBI's taxonomy places the organism in Eukaryota, Viridiplantae, Streptophyta, Magnoliopsida, Lamiales, Lamiaceae. Bases 131 to 355 code for a protein of 74 amino acids. Gene Ontology annotation, molecular function: serine-type endopeptidase inhibitor activity. The transcript is spliced from 2 exons.
CUUCAUAAAUCGUACACGAUAAGAAACAUCAUCAUCUUUUCGCCUAUAAAUACCUGCUGCUGCUGCACAAUCAUGCAACUCCAUCACAUAUUUUAUAUAUACAUUAAUUACAAGAGAGAGAGAGAGAGAGAUGUCGUCUGAAGAUUAUUGCCCAGAUGUUGGUAAGAGCUCGUGGCCGGAGCUUGUGGGGGUAGCCGGAGAUGUGGCGGUGGCUACUAUCGAAAAGGAGAACCCGUCGGUGAAUGCAGUUAUAAUCACACCGGAAACAGUAUGGAUUCCGGCUAUCUUUUGUGAUAGAGUUUUGGUGUUUGUAGACGCCAAUGGCAUAGUCAAUAGCGUUCCUACCGUUGGUUAGAGGCCCCUUGCUCUUACGUGGUCAACAUAUCAUUCGGUUUCCAUCAUUCCUAUUAUAUAUUCCUUAUUUAAUAACGCUAUGCUUAAUUACCUCGUGUAAUAAAAUAAUAUGCCGAAGAAGAUAUGUAUUCCUUAUUUUAUACAUUUGAUUUGAUUAUUCCCUAA